Messenger RNA from Tremella mesenterica DSM 1558, 1363 nucleotides. RefSeq lists its product as uncharacterized. Gene Ontology annotation, biological process: ergosterol biosynthetic process. NCBI's taxonomy places the organism in Eukaryota, Fungi, Basidiomycota, Tremellomycetes, Tremellales, Tremellaceae. Gene Ontology annotation, molecular function: C-4 methylsterol oxidase activity; iron ion binding. The transcript is spliced from 6 exons. Bases 197 to 1228 code for a protein of 343 amino acids. The record is from RefSeq and is a predicted model, not a curated record.
AUACACCAUCGUGACAUUCCUACAUCUUCCUCAUCUUUACCUCUUGUCUCUCCCUCUCCUGGAAGCACUUCCUCAUCUCCUCUCUUCUCUAUACCCUCAUUCUCAUCACCCUCACCCUCACUCUAGUCUCUAGACCUCAAAUCUUCGCACACACUAUCCCCACCCCACCCCCCGAGCCGGGGCUCUAUCAGGCAUCAUGGCAGCCGCCGUUGCCAUGGAUUAUCUUCACAAAUAUCUUCCCGCCGUCGCCGACCAACUCACCAUUUCCAAUGCCACCACAACACAAAACAAUCUCUACGGCGGUUUAGAUCUGGACGGUCUUAAUUGGCUAGAGAGGACAUGGGCUUGGUACUAUAUCGCCAUGGGCAAUCCUAUCAUCGCCACGGGUCUCAUGAGUUUUGCGAUGCAUGAGCUGGUAUACUUUGGAAGAGCAAUACCAUGGUUGAUCAUCGAUGCUAUACCUUACUUUCAGAAAUGGAAGUUGCAACCAAACAAACACGUCACUCGAGCUCAAAUACUCCAAUGUACAAAAGUCGUCCUCCUCACUCAUUUCACAUGUGAAGCUCCCCUCAUUUGGUUAUUCCAUCCUAUCUGUUGUUAUUUUGGCAUGUCGACUUUCGAAGUACCUUUCUCUCCACCUUGGCUCAUGGCGGCUCAAAUCGCAUUCUUUUUCGUUUUCGAGGAUACCUUUCAUUACUGGGCACAUCGAGCAUUGCACUAUGGCCCUCUGUACAAAAAUAUCCACAAAUUGCACCACGAAUUCUCUGCUCCAAUAGGUCUUGCUGCCGAGUAUGCCCACCCACUGGAAGUCAUGAUCCUCGCCCAGGGCACCAUCUCAGGACCUUUUGUCUACUGCCUUUUCCGAGGCGAUCUCCACAUCCUCACCGUCUAUAUCUGGGUAACCCUUCGGUUAUUUCAGGCCGUCGAUGCUCACUCCGGCUAUGACUUUCCUUGGUCUUUACGACACUUUUUGCCUUUCUGGGCAGGCGCAGAUCACCAUGACUACCACCACCAGGCCUUCACCAAUUGUUAUUCGACAAGUUUCAGAUGGUGGGAUUACAUGCUGGGUACCGACGCCAAGUACCACGCUUAUAGAUCCCGGAUCGCGGCUGCCAAACAACAUGAGCGGAAACAGGUACUUCUGGAGGAAAACGAGCGGACUGAAAGAGAAGGGAUUUUGGCAGAGCGGGCAGUUUUGGCAGGUAGGAAGGGCAAGUUGCAGGAAUGAUUUACGAAGUGUUCUUGUCCUCCAUUACGUCUCAUCAUAACAAGAGACAGCGACGAUGUAGUACAUUACUCGUAUAGCAAAUGUCACCCUCACGUCCUCAUGGCAGAUGCAUGCAUAGACCUGCAUUUGUCCAAC